Molecule: messenger RNA, 2101 nt
Organism: Aplosporella prunicola CBS 121167
Lineage: Eukaryota; Fungi; Ascomycota; Dothideomycetes; Botryosphaeriales; Aplosporellaceae
Exons: 3
Coding region: 316-1911 (531 amino acids)
Biological process (GO): transmembrane transport
Cellular component (GO): membrane
Molecular function (GO): transmembrane transporter activity
Source: RefSeq, a predicted model, not a curated record
CUACUUAUCAACAUUACUGUUGGUUUCUGCCAUUGUCAGUGCCUAUCUGACCCACACACGACGUUUUGUUCCGUCGGUGCCGCGGCUUCUCGUAUCACUUCCGCUCUGGCGACCCGAGUAUCUAUCUCACCGGAGAGAGAGACAGGAUAGGAUAAAUCAUAAGAAAAAGCAAUAUCCUCGCAGUGUGCCUUGACAGUACAGUCGAAAUACCGCAUUUAUUUUUUCUUCUUACUCGCUGCCCAGACCCACCUAUCCGCCUCACUGCCAUAUUGAAGGAUUCCCAAGAAGCCAGAAACGCAGUCGGCACCAACAACCAUGACCACACCUGAUACCAAGGUCCUGGACAAGGUCGCAACCAAUGUGUCCACGGCAAAGCCGGAUAUCGAGCUAGGCGAGCUGGUUCCUCAGACCACGGACACAGUGGAGCUAGCGGCCCUGGGCCAUGUACAAGAGCUGCGACGCGAGUUCUCCGUCUGGUCGCUUGGAUGCUUGCUUGUGUGCCUGAUGGCGACAUGGGAGGCGCUCUCAAGCGUCGUUGCGCAAGCACUGACGAACGGAGGUCCACCUUGCUUGUUCUACAACUACAUCAUCGCCUUCUUCGGCACGCUGUUGACAGCCUGCUCCUUGGCCGAGAUAGCGAGUGUUUACCCCACGGCGGGAGGCCAGUAUCAUUGGGUGGCAUGCCUUUCACCUGCGCCUACGCGUGUCGUCUCCUCGUGGUUCACCGGAUGGAUCAGCAUCGGCGGACAGCUAGUGUUGACAGCGUCGGCUGCGUUUGCGGCGGGCUUGCAGCUGCAGGCACUGAUAGUGCUGAAUGACGAGGACGGCAGCUAUGUGCCGCAGCGAUGGCAAGGGAUGCUCUUCUACUGGCUGAUUCUGGGGUACAGCGCGGCAGUGAAUGUUUGGGGAAGCCGGAUCCUGCCGCACACCAACACGGCAAGUGGGGUGUUGCAUGCAGCGGCAUUUGUGGCGACGGUGGUGGUGCUGGGAGUGAUGCGAAAGGACAAGCAUGAUGCCGAGUAUGUGUUUGCGGGCUUCCAGAACACGAGUGGGUGGGGAAACGACGGAGUGAGUUGGCUGGUCGGGCUGCUGAGCGCCGUGUAUCCGUUUCUGGGGUACGAUGCGGCCGCGCACCUUGCCGAGGAGCUUCCUCAUCCGGCCAAGUAUGUCCCUUUGGCCAUGGUCGGCUCCGUCCUCGUCAAUGGCUUGAUCGGUCUCAUCUACUGCAUCGUCCUGCUCUUCUCCUUGGGCGACCUGUCGACUCUUCUUGCCUCGCCCACCGGCUUCCCCUUUAUGCAGCUCUUCUGGGAUGUGACCAAGUCUAGAGCUGGCGGGUCAAUCCUUUCUCUGAUGGUAUCGCUCAUUGCCGUGGCCGCCAACGCCGCCGGCUUGACCAGCACUAGUCGGACUGCCUGGGCGUUUGCGCGUGACAAGGCAAUCCCCUUUAGUAGCUUUUUCGCCCACGUCAAUCCGCGCUUGCAAGUGCCAGUCCGCAUGGUGGUAUGCACCACUGUCUUGCAGAUGCUGCUGGGCUUCAUCUACCUGGGCAACACGACGGCCUUCAACGCGAUCCUGUCCAUGGCCGUCUUGGGCAUGUAUACUAGCUACAUUCUACCCAUUGUGUACAUGCUACUGUUCGGGCGGCGCGCGUCGUCGCCACAGCGUGUUCACUUUGGGCCGUUCUCCAUGGGUCGCUGGGGUGCCGCCGUCAAUGCUGGCGCUUGUUUGUGGCUCUUGUUGGCCAUUGUGUUCAGCAUGUUCCCUAGCUAUCAGCCAGUGACAGCGCAGAAUAUGAACUACAGUACGGUGGUGUUGUCUGGGUGGGUAGCGUUUGGGGCAGUGUGCUAUGUUGGCUGGGCGAGGCGAGUGUAUUCAGGGCCGGUGUAUGCGACGGAGGGCGUGGAUCGGUAGGAUGCCAUGGUAGCAUCUGGGGAGAGCUAGGUGGGAAUGGAUGACGUGCAUGUUUCUGGAUUUGGUGGAAGGGUGCGUAAGCGGGCGGGAUGAGACCCAAUUGGAAGGGACGGAUUGGGAGAAAAGACUGCCAUUUUCCAUUGUGGCGGCGUCAGGGAGAAAUUGGAAAGUGUGGAGCCCUGGUGAGUGA